Corylus avellana is the source of this 2244-nucleotide messenger RNA. Its product is annotated as P-loop containing nucleoside triphosphate hydrolases superfamily protein. The record is from RefSeq and is a predicted model, not a curated record. NCBI's taxonomy places the organism in Eukaryota, Viridiplantae, Streptophyta, Magnoliopsida, Fagales, Betulaceae. Gene Ontology annotation, molecular function: ATP hydrolysis activity; ATP binding.
UCACACACAGAGAGCGCAAAAACCAAAACACACAAAAUGGCGGGAAACGAAGAGUCGAACCAAAUUUCAUCUUCACCUCCAUCGCCAUCGCCAUCUACUUCUUCUUCUUCGAAAGCGAAGAUGGAGGAACAACAAUCAGAACCAAAAGAGACGUGCUGGAGAAAGCAAGUGGACCAGAACAUAAAGCGGCUUCACUCGCUGCUCUUCGGCGCCGAGCUCGCGCUAGAGCGGCGCGACCCCUCGGCGGCUCGGAUCCUCGGCCUUCGCCUCAUCGGCUUCCUCGACUCCCAAUCUCGAUCCGACGUCGACGAGGCCUUCAUUUACCCUAUCCGCCGCGAAGCAGCCGCGAAGGUCGACGUGGCUCACCGUUCCCUCGCUCCAGAGUCGGAUCGCCGAGCAUUUGAGCAAGCAAAGAAAGCUCCGGGUCGCAUCUUUGGAAUGGGAGGAGAGAUUGACGUUGAGAAGAUUAAGCAGUCGAAGUACUUUCGAUCUCUUCUUCAGCAGUCUAAUGGAAAAACAGUGAAUGAUUUGGCAGGUCAAAUGGAGAGACGGGACAGGUUGAGUAGCAAGGCUUCAAAAUUCAUAACACAAGCAAAGUCGACAUCCAACAUCACAAGGGCCAGUAAUGGCUUAUACAAGAGUUUUUUGAGCUCCAAAAGUAACAACUCUGAUGAUUGCAUUGUUGUGGAAAAGCCUCAUGCAAAAGGUCAUGGUGCCUUAUCUUCUCCAAAAUUUGAAGAGGAAGAAAGAGCUUACGGAAAUAGUGUAGGGGCAAAACGUGCACACUUGGAAAUUUGUAGCCCCAGGAUAGAUAAUGCAAGGUCACCAUCUAGCAAUGAAGAAGCUAACCCUGAUGCUUCUGGCAUUGGGUUUGUUACUGCUCGAGCAAAAUUGGAAAUGGAUGCACGGCAAAGACGCGGGUUGGCAGGGUCACCAAGUGCUUCUGUCUCCCCACAAAGUGAAAACAAUUUUUCCAGUAGAGGGCAUGGUGUGAAAUCAUAUGGUUUUUCGCGCCGUGGAGUCCGUGGUAAUUUUGUACCCCCUAUCAAAUCCAAUGGGGGCAAUGUUGGGAAUGUGACUUCACGAAUUGCUGGAAAGUGUGAUGAUGCAUUAGAUGACUCAACAAAGAGAUGUUUGGAGAUGCUAUGUGGCCCUGAUGGUGAGCUUCCUGAAAAAUUAAGAAAUUUGGAGCCCCGUCUUAUUGAACAUAUUAGUAAUGAGAUUAUGGACAGGGAUCCUAAUGUUCGUUGGGAUGAUAUUGCUGGUUUGGAGCAUGCUAAAAAAUGUGUGACUGAAAUGGUCAUAUGGCCUCUAUUACGUCCUGACAUUUUUAAAGGUUGUCGUUCUCCUGGAAGAGGUCUUCUUCUUUUUGGUCCACCUGGAACAGGAAAAACAAUGAUUGGGAAAGCCAUAGCUGGAGAGGCAAAAGCAACCUUUUUCUACAUAUCUGCCAGUUCAUUAACAAGCAAGUGGAUCGGUGAGGGUGAAAAGCUAGUAAGAGCCCUUUUUGGAGUUGCCUGUUGUCGUCAGCCGGCUGUGAUUUUUGUUGAUGAAAUCGAUUCACUUCUUUCUCAGCGUAAGUCAGAAGGUGAACACGAAUCAAGUAGACGGCUUAAAACACAGUUCCUGAUAGAAAUGGAAGGCUUUGACAGUGGCAGUGAGCAGAUUCUGCUAAUAGGAGCAACAAAUCGACCACAAGAACUUGAUGAAGCAGCACGGCGGCGACUUACCAAGAGACUUUAUAUCCCUUUACCUUCAUCAGAAGCAAGAGCCUGGAUUAUACGUAAUCUCCUAGAGAAGGACGGACUAUUCAAGCUCUCAAAUGAGGAAAUUGAUACCAUUUGCAAUAUGACUGAAGGAUAUUCAGGGUCAGACAUGAAAAACCUAGUGAAGGAUGCUUCUAUGGGUCCACUUAGAGAAGCUCUAACACAAGGCAUGGAAAUUACAAAGCUAAAAAAGGAGGAUAUGCGGCCAGUAAUCCUUCAGGACUUCGAGAAUGCAUUGCAAGAGGUAAGGCCCUCAGUUUCCUUGAAUGAACUUGGUACAUAUGAAAAAUGGAACAAGCAAUUUGGAAGCUUAACACUCUAGCGUGAGUUUGAUUAAUGCAAUGGGGAAAGAAACUUACAGCUUGUAAGCAGGCAGUUGGUGGUACGUAAUCAAUAUCCAUUGACCUGUAUCUUGAGAUUUGAGAUCUGAUCAAUUCACAUUGCAGUUUACUUUAUCACAAUAAUGGUCGUAAUUUUA